AUCCCCGGUCCAACAGUUGUCCCUUCACUAAUCCCAUUUUCGUUCAGUCGUCGUUUCGCUCGGAUUCAUCUUCUUCAUCCAAGGCUCUCGAUUUUGGCGGAGGUUGUGGAUCUCUUUUAACCUGGCAUUCCAACAUCCGUGCAUGCAAGACCAUCAACUUACCGAUUCAAGACCAUCAUCUCAGAUGCUUCUGAUUCGGCUGGGUGUACUACUUAAAUCAAUGUUAUGAUGGUUCAAGUUCUUCACUAGUUUAAAAGGGUAACUGAGUGCGUCAUAAUGGAAAAAGUAUGCAAUGGUCCAGAGCUAGACAUUCCAGCUGUAUAUGAGGUGAUUGGAGAACCUGCUAUCGUAAUUAACGGGGUACCAGAUGUUACACCAGGUAGCACAGCGUGCAUUAUGGACACCACAACGGCUCUAGAAUCGGAUGAUGAUCCUUGUUUUGGUGAUUGGUUAGAAGGAAGGAAGGUCCAAAAGGUAUUUGGCGAUCAGUAUUAUUUCGGGAAAGUGGAGAGGUAUGACAGUGAUAUGAAAUGGUACCGAGUGGUUUAUGAAGACGGUGAUUUUGAAGAUUUGGAGUGGCAUGAGCUGGAAGAAUUAUUGUUGCCACUUGACAUAUCUGUUCCCAUAACAACCUUUGCUUCUGAGAAAGUUUUUCCCAAUUCACAGAUUAAAAUGGGUAGAAAAAGAAAGACUUAUCUAAAUGGCUCAGGACGAGAGGGGAAGACAUCAGAACUACUUCAAAUAACCCACGUGGGUGAAGCAAGAGAUGAAACCUUAAUGGGAACAGAUUUCAGUGGAAGGGCUCUUCAAGGAUCUUUGGGAAUGCAAAAUGGGUUAAAAAUGGAAAAUCAAGAAACUUACGUCCUGACACAUGAGUAUACGACUACAUCAGACACAUGCAAUGGACAGGAAUUAUACUCCGUACCUGUAUCUGAGGGGGAACUUUCUGUUUUAAUUAACCAUGUGCCUGCAGCUCCAGGGUACUCAACAACCAUUCAUGAAACUGGAGAAAAUUCAAGAGCAGUGGAUUCUCCAUAUUUUGGCAAGUGUCUUGAAGGAAGGAAGGUCCAAAAGUUUUUUGGAGAUCGAUAUUAUUCGGGAAAUGUUGAGAAGUAUGACGAGGAAACAAAAUGGUAUAGAGUGGUUUAUGAAGAUGGUGAUUUUGAAGAUCUCGAGUGGCAUGAACUAGAGGAAGUGUUGUUGCCACUUGAUGUUUCCACUCCACUGACAAACACUGCUUCACAUAGGUACAAGUCAAAGAAAUCUGCCCCUAAAUUACAGGUUAAAAAGGCGAGAGGGAGAAAGAAUCAUGCAAUUAGUUUAACAAGAAAGGGGAAGACCUCUCAGCUACUUCAAAUAACCAAGGUAGGGAAACUGAGAGAUGAGAAGCUAAUGGAAGAGAAUUUCAGUGGAACGACUUCUCAUGGAACUUUGCAAGUGCAAAAUGGAUUACAAACAGAAAAUCAAGGAACAUGUGAUGGGCAACCAUCACCCUAUGCACCAGUUUUUGAUGUUGUGGGAGAACCUGCUGUUGUGAUAAAUGGUGUGCCUGUUGCUACUCCAGGGUUCACAACAACUACUCAGGAUAAUGUGGAUAAUCUAGAACUAGCAGGUGGUCCAUCUUAUGGUGAGUGGCUUGAAGGAAGACAAGUGCAAAAGUUAUUGGGAGAUCAACAUUAUUCAGGAAAGGUCGAGAGGUAUAACAAGGGAACAAAAAGGUAUAGAAUUGUUUAUGAAGAUGGUGGGUUUGAAGAUUUGCAAUGGCAUGAGCUGGAGGGCAUGCUUGUGCCAUUUGAUGUUUCCGUUCCAAUACCAACACUGGCUUCUAAUUUGUGCAAGUCUGGAAACCUUGUCUUUGAACAACAGGUUAAACUGACUGAAGCUAGAAAGGAUCAUACAUAUAGUUUUCAAAACAUGGAGAAGGCAGUGAAGCCAGUGGAGGCAAAUUCCAGAGAUAGGGCCCAUCAGGGGAAUGCACAAAUGCAGAAAGGAUCCACAAUAGAAAGUAUUGAAGCUAAUUCCCAAAUGCGUAGAAAUGAGGUAUCUGUUCUCAAGUCAGAAGAAGGUUCCAUCACAUCAAAAGACAAUUAAAAUCAAGAAAGCAUGGACAAGACAAUGAAUAUGUU
Molecule: messenger RNA, 2126 nt
Organism: Asparagus officinalis (garden asparagus)
Lineage: Eukaryota; Viridiplantae; Streptophyta; Magnoliopsida; Asparagales; Asparagaceae
Exons: 3
Coding region: 277-2091 (604 amino acids)
Source: RefSeq, a predicted model, not a curated record